Molecule: messenger RNA, 2975 nt
Organism: Phasianus colchicus (ring-necked pheasant)
Lineage: Eukaryota; Metazoa; Chordata; Aves; Galliformes; Phasianidae
Source: RefSeq, a predicted model, not a curated record
GAAGAGCCCCCAGGGCAGCGGGGUCAGGUGGGACUCAGAGCCCCCGCUAAAGGGCUGCCCUUCACCAUCCCUGCCUGAGGCAGCAGAGCUGCUGCAGUGCUGCCCUGUGCUGUGUUCGGCCCUUGUCCUGUCCCGGCUAGGGGUGGUGGCCCCAGGGGAUCAAAGUCUGGGGAUGGCAGGGGGGCAAUACCAAUGAAGUUGAUGUUGGGGUGCUGAGAGGGAGGAGGUCAUGCCGUGGUGUCCCUUCCUGUCCCCACAUUUGGGCUCAGCCACAGGAGCUGCAGAACACGAGGUGCACCAGGGGAUACCCAUUGCUACCAGGUCACUGCAUGGGACAGUGCCCCAAGACGUGGAGAGUUGGUGACUGUGAGGUGCUCAGCCACAUCUGCUCUGCUGGAGAGCACAGUGGGCAAAGGCUCUGGCUCAUUGUAAAGGACCAGAAGUGAGGGUGACAUGGCUGGGAGGUGGCAGUGACUGUCUCUCGAGAGCCGUGGGACUGAAGUGAUGCUAUGCAUGUCCCCCACAGUGCCACAGACCUUUGCUUCCUCCUUUGCUGCACCCUUCUCCUUUCCCCUGGACUGAGGUCUCUGUCGGACAGGGGGAAGUGCCUUUUGGGGGCUUUCCCUGCACCGCUGCUGCUGGCAGCACAUUUUCCUACUGACGUUUCUUCGGGGGAGAGUCUGGCUUUUGCUUUUGUGGAACCCAACCUGUUGGUGUGAGCAGGGCUGUGACACCCAGCUGUGCUAGAGUGGGAACUGUGGGUGUGGGGCUUUUGGUGCUGUUGCAACUUCUUCCCUCCACCGCCCUCCCAUCCUCACACACACACAGGAUGGGUUGCGUGAAGUCAAAGGAAGAUAGUGUCCAAGAGAAGAUGCAGUUAGGCCACAAUAAGAAGGACCCUACGUCUGGCAGCAAGCAACAUGAUGAACAUGGAGUGUCUGUGCCCCCGCCGGCGGAUGGUGCGUACACACAGCGAUGGGAGGGGAGCACAGUGGGGUCCUCACUGGAACCAAACCUGGUGGUGUGGGGGUUCUGUGCUUCCUGGCAGCAGGGACACGUGGGUGUGUGGUGCGUGGUCCCAACAUGGGGACAGGCACCCAGGAGCCACUCUCACUGCAGGUUCAGGGGACAACGUGGUGCUGGCACUGUAUGACUAUGAGGCGAUGCACUCUGGGGACCUGAGCUUCCAGAAAGGGGAGCAACUGCAGGUCUUGGAGCAGCUGGGAGAGUGGUGGCAGGCACGGUCGCUGGUGACAGGGCGCAAGGGCUUCAUCCCCAGCAACUUCGUCGCCCGAGCUAACUCACUGGAGGCAGAAGAGUGGUUCUUCAAAGGUAUCAGCCGGAAGGAUGCGGAGCGGCAGCUGCUCAGCCCCGGGAAUACAUUGGGAUCCUUCAUGAUUCGGGACAGUGAGACGACCAAAGGUUGCUACUCCUUGUCGGUGCGGGAUGGGGACAGCCUGCAGGCAGGCAGCAUCAAGCACUACAGAAUCCGGACACUGGACAGUGGUGGCUUCUACAUCUCCUCACGCAGCAGUUUCAACACACUGCAGGAGCUGGUGGAGCACUAUAAGGGGCAGAGUGAUGGGCUGUGCCGGAGGCUCACCUACCCUUGCAGUGUGCCCAGACCCCAGAAGCCCUGGGAGAAAGAUGCCUGGGAAAUUCCUCGGGAGUCGCUGAAGCUGGAGAAGAAGCUGGGAGCCGGGCAGUUUGGAGAAGUGUGGAUGGCAACCUACAACAAGCACACCAAGGUGGCAGUGAAGACAAUGAAACCCGGCAGCAUGUCUGUGAGUGCCUUCCUGGAGGAGGCAAACCUCAUGAAGAGCCUGCAGCACGACAAGCUGGUGAGACUGCACGCUGUGGUCACCAGGGAGGAGCCCGUAUACAUCAUCACCGAGUUUAUGGAGAAAGGGAGCCUGCUGGACUUCCUGAAGAGUGAGGAAGGCAACAAGCAGCCACUGCCAAAGCUGAUCGACUUUUCCGCGCAGAUUGCAGAAGGAAUGGCUUUUAUUGAGAAGAGGAACUACAUUCACAGAGACUUGAGAGCUGCCAACAUUCUCGUGUCAGCAAUGCUGGUGUGCAAGAUUGCAGACUUUGGGCUGGCCAGGAUCAUUGAAGACAAUGAGUACGUAGCUCGGGAAGGUGCCAAAUUUCCCAUUAAAUGGACUGCACCAGAAGCAAUCAACUAUGGAUCUUUUACUAUAAAAUCUGAUGUCUGGUCCUUUGGGAUCCUCCUGACCGAGAUCAUUACCUACGGGCGCAUCCCAUACCCAGGGAUGUCGAGCGCGGAGGUGAUCAGAGCUCUGGAGCACGGCUACCGCAUGCCCCGCACAGAAAGCUGUCCUGAGGAGCUCUACGAUGUCAUGAUGAGAUGCUGGAAAACCAAACCAGAGGACCGUCCCACCUUUGAGUACAUGCAGAGCAUUUUGGAGGAUUUCUUUACUGCGACAGAGGGCCAGUACCAGCAGCAGGCAUAGAGCAGAAAGCGUGGUGAAGGCAGAGGAGAGCACUGUGCACACCAUCCCAGCAGCACCACACGCACCCUGCUCCUUCCUGCCCUGCUUGUGGCGUUUAAUGUGUGCCUCCCUCAUCUGCCAGCCUGGUACAGAAAAUGACAACUUCCAGAUGUGGCCUGGCUGGGCACAAGGGGCACAAGAGGAGUGGUUUAUUCGAGUCUCUGGGUACAGCACUGCAGCACUUCAUCUCAUCCCUGCCCCGGGGCCCUGAGGAGGUGUCACAGAACCACAGCUCCCUUUGGGUGUCCCACUUCUCGUGGUGCUUCACCUGCUGAGCGCGAGGAAUGCAGGCACAGCGGGGCUGACUGCACCUCAGUCACAGCAUGCAAUCGCAGAGCCAAAGAGCGCGGUGGGAUGGAAGGGAGCCACGAGGAUCGCUGAGCCUCUCUGGGGCCAUCAGCAGCACUGCAGGGCUUUGCACGGCGAGCAACGAACGUUCCUUGCACACUCAUUUUGUCCUUG